GCGAGACCCCGGCCGCGGACAGUCAGCGCUGGCAGGAUGCCCACCCCCAACACCUCGGCGCCGGCCGCCAAGGGCUUCCGCAGGGCAGUGUCCGAGCUGGAUCCCAGACAGGCGGAGGCCAUCAUGUCCCCGAGGUUCAUCGGCAGGCGGCAGAGCCUCAUCGAAGACGCUCGCAAGGAAAGGGAGGCGGCUGUGGCGGCGGCGGCUGCGGAAGCCUCCGGGGACCCCCUGGACGCCAUUGUCUUUGAGGAGAAGGACGGGAGGGCCCUCCUCAACCUCUUCUUCACCCUGAAGACGGCCAAGUCCACGCCGCUGUCCCGGGCCCUGAAGGUGUUCGAGACGUUCGAAGCCAAAAUCCACCACCUGGAGACGAGGACCAACAGGAAGCCGAAGGAGGGCGCGUCCGAGCUCGAAUACUUCGUGCGCUGCGAAGUCCACAGCGGCGACCUGGGCACCUUGGUCAGCUCCAUCCGGAGGGUGUGUGAUGAAGUGCGCAGUACCAAGGAGGACAAGUUUCACUGGUUUCCCAGAAAGAUCUCAGAACUGGACAAGUGCCACCACCUGGUCACCAAGUUUGACCCUGACCUGGACCUGGACCACCCGGGCUUUUCCGACCAGGCCUAUCGCCAGCGGAGGAAGAUGAUAGCGGAAAUCGCCUUCCAGUACAAGCACGGAGAGCCCAUCCCCCGAGUGGAGUACACGGCCGAGGAGAUCGCCACCUGGAGAGAGGUCUACACCACCCUGAAGAGCCUGUACCCCACCCACGCUUGCCGGGAGCACCUGGAAGCCUUCCAGCUGCUGGAAAGGUUCAGCGGCUACAGCGAGAACAGCAUCCCCCAGCUGGAGGACGUGUCCCGCUUUCUGAAGGAGAGGACGGGCUUCCAGCUGCGGCCGGUGGCCGGCCUGCUCUCGGCCCGAGACUUCCUGUCCAGCCUGGCCUUCAGGGUGUUCCAAUGUACCCAGUACAUCCGGCACGCCUCCUCGCCCAUGCAUUCCCCGGAGCCGGACUGCUGCCAUGAGCUGCUGGGACACGUGCCCAUGCUGGCAGACAGGACUUUUGCCCAGUUCUCCCAGGACAUCGGCCUCGCCUCCCUUGGCGCCACGGACGAGGAGAUCGAGAAGCUGGCCACGCUCUACUGGUUCACUGUGGAAUUCGGGCUCUGCAAACAGAACGGAGCCAUCAAGGCGUACGGGGCCGGCCUCCUGUCCUCCUAUGGGGAGCUCAUUCACUCGCUGUCCGAGGAGCCCGAGGUCCGCGAGUUCGACCCCGACGCCGCCGCCGUGCAGCCGUACCAGGACCAGACCUACCAGUCCGUGUACUUCGUGUCCGAGAGCUUCAGCGACGCCAAAGACAAGCUCCGGGGCUACGCCAGCCGAAUCCGGCGUCCCUUCUGCGUGAAGUUCGACCCGUACACGCUGGGCAUCGAGGUCCUGGACAGCCCCCAGAAGAUCCGGCACUCGCUGCAGGGCGUCCAGGACGAGCUUCACCUGCUGGCCCACGCCCUCAACGCCAUGAGCUAAUGGCCCUCCCGGCCCUCAGCCCCUCGUCCCCUCUCUCCCCCACCCCCGUCUCCCAGCCCCCGUCCCGGAGCGUCCCCGUCCCCAGGCUUGGCGUCCAGGAAGCGGGGGCAGAUGGCGCGGGCCGUCAGGGAGCUGGCCGCCGGCCCCACCUCGGACUUCGGGCCCGCAGACCGCAUCCUUUCUGGGCCUCAGUUUCCUUGUCUGGAAAAUGAAGACCCUCGCCCUGGCCCCGCGCGGCCCGGGGCUGUUCCCGGGAAAGCGAGAUUCCGAGCCGGGCGGCCCUUGUGCCCAGGGGACCCAGUGGAGAGGUCCCCCGAAGUCUCCUGGGCGCCUCCCUGGCUAGCGCAGCGCGCUGCCCCCCAAGGAGCGGAGAAGGCUUCCUGGGGGCCGGGGGCUCGGCAGAGCCUCUCCUUGGCCCCGCCCUCAGCCCCUCCCCAACGUCCCUGGGAGCCGCGGGCCUCUCCCUCCCUGGCCCCCCUCCCCCUCCUCGCUUUGGUUAAUCCUCAGUCCCCGGGGUUCUCGGGCGCAUGGGGGGUGGGGGGUCCCCGUGGUCCUUGCUGCUGCUGCUGUGUGUGGCCUGUGCAUCUGUCUUGGUUUUCCUUGGGUCCAAAGCGCCCCGCUUAAGUAGGUUCCGGGUCUAGAGCCGCCGCUUCUGCCCUCGGGGGGUGGGGGCCCCUGCAUGACCGACCCCGACAAUAAAGGACACUAGUUCUCGGCA
This is a messenger RNA of Antechinus flavipes (yellow-footed antechinus), 2239 nucleotides long. It is a transcript of the gene TH, whose product is annotated as tyrosine hydroxylase. Gene Ontology annotation, molecular function: tyrosine 3-monooxygenase activity; iron ion binding. The transcript has 13 exons. Gene Ontology annotation, cellular component: cytoplasm; perikaryon; axon. The coding region runs from base 37 to 1521 and encodes 494 amino acids. Gene Ontology annotation, biological process: dopamine biosynthetic process from tyrosine. Lineage: Eukaryota; Metazoa; Chordata; Mammalia; Dasyuromorphia; Dasyuridae. The record is from RefSeq and is a predicted model, not a curated record.